Penicillium oxalicum is the source of this 1533-nucleotide messenger RNA. Its product is annotated as IscS subfamily cysteine desulfurase. Gene Ontology annotation, molecular function: pyridoxal phosphate binding; cysteine desulfurase activity. Gene Ontology annotation, biological process: [2Fe-2S] cluster assembly. The transcript has 2 exons. The record is from RefSeq and is a predicted model, not a curated record. The coding region runs from base 1 to 1533 and encodes 510 amino acids. Gene Ontology annotation, cellular component: nucleus; mitochondrion; cytosol. NCBI's taxonomy places the organism in Eukaryota, Fungi, Ascomycota, Eurotiomycetes, Eurotiales, Aspergillaceae.
AUGUCUGCUGCUGGAUCAGCUGCUUGGAGACAGGCUUCCCGCGCCUGCUCAAGGCGUUUGUCUUCCCAGGGUGCCUUCACCGCUCCGCGUCGCUCCCUCGCCACCGGUUUCCGCGGUGCCCGCACCUAUGUCACCGAGACCAAGGCCGGACAGGCCCAGGUCAAUGUUGAGACUGCUAUCAAGGAGGAGCAAAAGUCGUUUAUGAAACAGACGGGUGUGGCGCCACAAGAUGUCACUUUGCCCACCUCAGGAGCGUCGGCGGAUGCGGCGAUGAGUCCCACGGCAGGCAUCCUGAAGCAGGCGACUGUGAUGGAUCAAGGGACCCGUCCCAUCUACCUCGAUAUGCAAGCGACGACUCCUCUCGACCCCCGUGUGCUCGACGCGAUGCUGCCAUUUAUGACCGGCAUCUAUGGAAACCCGCAUUCACGUACCCACGCUUACGGCUGGGAGACAGAGAAGGCGGUUGAGCAGGCCCGUGAACACAUUGCCAAGCUGAUCGGAGCGGAUCCCAAGGAGAUCAUUUUCACCAGCGGGGCCACUGAGAGUAACAACAUGAGUCUGAAGGGUGUCGCACGUUUCUUUGGUCGGUCGGGGAAGAAGAAGCACAUCAUCACCACUCAGACCGAGCACAAGUGUGUUUUGGACAGCUGCCGGCAUCUGCAGGAUGAGGGCUUCGAGGUCACUUAUCUGCCAGUGCAGAAUAGCGGUCUCAUUCGCAUGGAGGACUUGGAGGCCGCCAUGCGUCCGGACACGGCGAUUGUCAGUGUCAUGGCGGUGAACAACGAAAUUGGUGUCAUUCAGCCCAUGGAGGAAAUUGGCAAGCUGUGCCGAUCAAAGAAGAUCUUCUUCCACACCGAUGGUGCUCAAGCUGUCGGCAAGAUCCCACUGGAUGUGAACAAGUUGAAUAUCGAUCUCAUGUCCAUUUCGAGUCACAAGAUUUACGGUCCCAAGGGUAUUGGCGCCUGUUACGUUCGCCGUCGUCCCCGUGUUCGUUUGGACCCUAUCAUCUCGGGAGGUGGCCAGGAACGUGGUCUUCGCAGUGGUACCUUGGCUCCUCACCUGGUGGUGGGCUUUGGCGAAGCAUGCCGUAUCGCCUCGCAAGAUAUGGAGUAUGACAACAAGCAUAUCGAGCGCCUGUCAAAGCGUCUUCGCGACGGUCUUCUCAGCAUGGAGCACACGACCCUUAAUGGUGACCCCGAGGCUCACUACCCUGGUUGCGUGAACAUCUCUUUCGCCUACGUCGAGGGUGAGUCUCUUUUGAUGGCCUUGAAAAACAUUGCCCUGUCCUCGGGUAGUGCCUGCACCUCUGCUUCUCUGGAACCAAGUUACGUCUUGCGUGCCUUGGGAAGUAGCGACGAGAGCGCCCAUAGCAGUAUCCGCUUCGGAAUUGGUCGUUUCACCACCGAUGCCGAGAUCGACUACGUUCUCAAGACGGUCCAGGACCGUGUGGAUUUCCUGCGCGAGCUGAGUCCCCUCUGGGAAUUGGUUCAGGAGGGACACGAUCUGAACACCAUUGAGUGGAGUCAACACUGA